AUGGCAUUCCAACCCACCUUGACCACUGCCCUUCAGCCGCCUCCUGGCCCCGCGGCUCAGCUGGUCCUGCCCGACUCGUCCAGCACUCUUAUCAACCCCCCAGUUUUCAAUGAUGCGAUGAUUGUCCGCAUGCACGUCUUUGUGGACGAGCAGCACUGCUCUGCGGAUGCCGAAAUCGAUGCCGACGAUGCGCGGAGCUGGCAAUGGGUGGUCUACGAGUCCUCCCCGCCGACUUCGCCUCGCACGCCCGUCGCCGUGAUCCGCCUCGUUCCACCCCCGCAACCCCCGCACGCGCUCCUUACGCAUCCGUCCAAUCCGGCCUCGCAGACGCUGCCGGAAUUCGACUGGGCACAUGAGCCGUGCAUCAAACUGACCCGGGUCGCCGUCCGGGCCGACUAUCGGGGCCGCGGAUUGGGCCGGCAACUCGUAGAGACGGCGCUGGUAUGGGCGGCGGAGCAUUCGGCGGACAUAGACGAAGCCACGGCGCAACAGGCGGCACGCACCCAAUGGAGCGGACCAUCCGCCCAGUGGCGGGGGUUGGUGCUCGUGCAUGCGCAGGCUGAUGUGGAGCAGAUGUAUCACGGGCUGGGUUUCACGACGGACGAGUCCUUGGGCCGGUGGGAGGAGGAAGGGAUCGAGCAUGUAGGGAUGUUUCGGCGGGUGAAAUUACGGUGA
Messenger RNA from Penicillium macrosclerotiorum, 675 nucleotides. Its product is annotated as GNAT family N-acetyltransferase. Gene Ontology annotation, molecular function: glucosamine 6-phosphate N-acetyltransferase activity; monosaccharide binding. The transcript has a single exon. Gene Ontology annotation, cellular component: Golgi apparatus; endoplasmic reticulum; endoplasmic reticulum-Golgi intermediate compartment. NCBI's taxonomy places the organism in Eukaryota, Fungi, Ascomycota, Eurotiomycetes, Eurotiales, Aspergillaceae. The record is from RefSeq and is a predicted model, not a curated record. The coding region runs from base 1 to 675 and encodes 224 amino acids. Gene Ontology annotation, biological process: UDP-N-acetylglucosamine biosynthetic process.